Messenger RNA from Nicotiana tabacum (common tobacco), 360 nucleotides. The record is from RefSeq and is a predicted model, not a curated record. NCBI's taxonomy places the organism in Eukaryota, Viridiplantae, Streptophyta, Magnoliopsida, Solanales, Solanaceae.
AUGGUGGAUGAUUUCUUAGAAGUAUUCAUGGAUGACUUCUCUCUAGUUGGUGAUUCCUUUGAGCAUUGCCUUGAUAAUUUUAGGCAAGUACUCAAAAUAUGUGAGGAAACAAACUUGUGCUCAAUUUGGAAAAAAUGUCACUUCAAGGUGGACGAGGGUAUUGUUCUUGGCCACAAAAUCUCCAAGCAAGGCAUUGAGGUUGAUCGAGCAAAGAUUGAGAUAAUUUCCAAGUUUCCUACUCCCACUUCAGUAAAAGGUGUUCGAAGCUUUUUGGGGCAUGCCCGUUUUUAUCGGCGAUUUAUCAAGGACUUCUCAAAACUUGUAAGUCCAAUGUGCAAGCUCCUUGAAAAAGGAUGCUAA